Molecule: messenger RNA, 1250 nt
Organism: Erigeron canadensis
Lineage: Eukaryota; Viridiplantae; Streptophyta; Magnoliopsida; Asterales; Asteraceae
Product: protein STRICTOSIDINE SYNTHASE-LIKE 5-like
Exons: 4
Coding region: 25-1176 (383 amino acids)
Biological process (GO): biosynthetic process
Molecular function (GO): strictosidine synthase activity
Source: RefSeq, a predicted model, not a curated record
CUAUACAUUCAAUCAAGUCACAAUAUGGUGAAUGCAAGAAACCCAUCAACAACCAUAACCCAAACCACCGGUCCAUGGCGUAUGAUACUCAUCACAGCCUUCGGCACGGUUAUAUUGGCUCUACUUGUGGUCCAUUUGGAUAGCUUUGAUGCAGCUUCUUAUUCUUUAGAAGAGUUAGCCAAAAAACCAAAUACUUCAAUACCAAAAGUGAACCCAAAAAUGCUUCAUGGGUCUGAGAAGAUAGGCCAGGGUCAGUUGUUGGGACCAGAAGACAUCGUGUAUGACCGAAAUUUGGAUGUUAUAUACACGGGUUGUGCUGACGGGUGGGUUAAACGAGUCAGGUUGAAUGACUCUGUUGUUGAGGAUUGGGUUAACACGGGUGGUCGGCCUCUUGGACUCGCUCUUGGUCACUCUGGUGAGGUUUAUGUUGCUGAUGGCAUUAAGGGACUACUUAAAAUAACGGAAGAUGGUGAAAUAGAAGCAUUAACAACAGAGGCAGAAGGCGUUAAAUUUGCAACGACAGAUGCUGUUACAGUCGCAAAGAAUGGUAUAUUGUACUUCACAGACGCAUCAUGGAAAUACGAUCUGCAAAAUUGUGUAUUAGACAUAUUAGAAGGCCGGCCGUAUGGUAGAUUAAUGAGCUAUGAUCCCUCCACAAAGCAGACCAAAGUACUUGUUCGAGAUGUCUACUUUGCUAAUGGCGUCGAAAUAUCUCCAGAUCAAGACUUUGUUAUCUACUGCGAAACCCCAAUGAUGAGAUGCAUGAGACACUACAUACACGGAGAAAAGGAGGGUUCAGUAGAUGUAUUUAUUGAUAGAUUACCUGGUAUGCCUGACAACAUUCAUAUCGAUGGCGAGGGCCAUUACUGGAUUGCUAUUCCCACGGAGCAUACAUACGAAUUGGAUAUGGUACGUAAAUACCCAUACAUCCGUAGAGUCCUUGCAUUUUUGGAGAAGUACUUGAAAAGGCCUUCUGUAGAGAAAAAUGCAGGGGCAAUUGUUGUAGAUAUAGAGGGGAAGCCACUUGAGAGAUACUACGACCCAGGGUUGAAUCAAGUGACAACAGGGAUACAUAUCAAGGAACAUCUAUAUCUUGGGAAUGUGGUCGCGUCUUCCAUUAUUCGCCUCAACCUUACUCGAUAUCCUGCAACUGCACCUUCUUCAACCAAGUUAUAAACACUAGGGGCUCAUUUGGUUGUAGAAAAUGUUUUUUAGUUUUUUAUUUUUUAGAAGACAAAUAAAAUUUUUGA